Dimorphilus gyrociliatus is the source of this 2487-nucleotide messenger RNA. NCBI's taxonomy places the organism in Eukaryota, Metazoa, Annelida, Polychaeta, Dinophilidae. The record is from the annotation of a GenBank genome assembly.
AUUUGAGAGGAAAUCUUUCGUGUGGGAGGAUUUCGAUGAAACACUAAAAAGAUGGCGUCCUUGUUUUGAUUUACACACUGUGCUUUUCGUUACAAAUUUUCGCAUAAGCCAAUGAAUCUCGAACUAUGCACGCAAGCUUGAAUUGCACCUUGUCUAUGUUAAUCAAGUGAGUAUGUUAUGGCAUAAUAAUUCGAUAUGUACCUAGAGUAAUAUUCAUCAUAUAUUAUUUUGGCUUGUGAACUUAAGAUGACCGCCGUUCUAUUUUUUCCCUCUGAUGCUUAUCAGUUUGUAAGGGACACGUAGAUCGUCUGAUUCAUCACUUAUAAUAAUGAAUGGGGUGAUGAUUUCGAUUUCGCAAUUGCGCUUUCUGAUCACCUGUCUGACUAAUAUGGAUGGGUAUCCUCUUUGGAAAAACAUGUGUUUAACAUUUCGAAACAAAUUUAAUUUAAUGACUUAAUUCGAACGUGAGCUAUCGCUAAUAUCUUCUAUUUUCGUGUGUAUAAGUUCCGAUUGAAUGACUUGAUAGAUGAAAUUGAAAAAGGAUUACAAGUGGAGGAUUUAUGAAAAUGAAUAAUUAAUCUCUUAGUCGUCUGGCCUUUGUAGGCUUUCCAUUUAGCGACAUUUUCUUCAAAGCUUGUGGUUGAUUGAUACCUAACAGUUUAUUAGUCAUUUUCAAUAGCAUUAAAGGUUAUACUCUGGUCAAGACAAAUAAAUGCUAUUGGUUGAACAGACCAUAAUUAGCGAAUAGGUUUGUUUGUUUGUGGAGUGAAUUGUUACAAAAGCACAAAAGUUACGAGAAUAUUGUAAUUUACUUAUCGGCAACCAGUGCAUUCUCUAUCCACACAGGCCAAGCGAACAUUUGGCAGCCGUCCAGGUCGUUUUGGCAUUGUAAGUUUGUCAAUUAUGUCAAACGCAGACUACAACAUAUCCUUUCAGCGUUUUGUGAGAAAAAUGGCCGCGAGUAUUUUGAAGGAUUCGUCUCAGGAGAAUAACACUGGUCAUAUAAACAUGGCUGCACUAGAUUCAGCUGAUAUCCUCCGUGACACAUCUUUCGCUAGCUGCGACUUCCCUGCCAAUUCGACGCAUAAUAAACGUUCAUACGACGCCAACGUUUUCGACAUCUUAAAAGUACCCCCGGAAGAUUUCGCUAGUCAAAUAACUCUCAUGUACUUGUCAGUAUUCAAAAAAAUUGAACCCGAGGUUAACUUUUGGGUUCAAGGAGAGAUCCUCAAAGCCGAGAGUGUUCGUUUACGAGCUGAUAUUCUUGCCCAUUUCAUCAAAAUAUCUAAAAAAUUAUUUGAAAAACAAAAUCUACACGGAGUAAUGGCUGUAAUCUCGGCAUUACAAAGUGCUCCGAUUUAUAGGCUUUUCAGUACGUGGACCCUUAUGGCCCAAAAAGAAAAAAGAACUUUCGAGAAAUUAGCCGAAUUAUUUUCGGAAGAGAGCAAUAGAACUAAUUUAAGACAAUUUUUGGCUAAUGCUAAAAACGAUUGUAUUCCUUACUUGGGGUUAUAUCUUUCCGACUUGGUUUAUAUUGAUGUCGCUCACCCGCAUUCCGGUGGAUUGGACAAAGAACCACGACGAUCAGCCAUUAAUAAUAUUUUACGAACACUUGCGGAUUUUCAACAAUCUUCUUAUUCGAAUUUACAACCACUCGAACAUAUACAAAGCUAUUUCAAAGAUGUUCGAUAUAUUGAAGAAUUACAAAAGUUUGUGGAGGAUGAAAAUUUUAAGAAAUCUCUCGCGCUGGAACCUGGUCAAGAAGCUGUUGAGAGUCAAUCAGGCUAUCAUAGUUCAACUUUGAAUUCUCGACAUUCAGCUGACGACCUAGUCACGAGUAAUACACCGUGUUCAAAAGAGAGAGAUACCGCUCAUACAAUGCCUGCGAAACUCACUGCUGCCUAUGCACAAGGUCAACGCCAUCUUUUGGAUGACAGCGAACUCGCACCGUCGUGUUCAACUUCAAAAUCUGAUGAUAUCGAAAACGAAAAAAGUGAUUCUGAAUUUGAGUCUUUGAGAUCAACGUCCUGCUUUCCUCGAUCUAGAAAAAACUCAAAAAUAUUUUCCCCGUUUAGAAGUCGGAGAGAAUGGAAAUGCGACACUGAUGACGUCUGUAAAGAGAUAUCAAUGGAAGGUGUUGCGAAAAGAAAAGUACUGCUGAAGGACGGAAAGCGCCCAAUGAUGGUUUCUUGGGAAACUUAUUGGUUGGCUUUAGUUGGUUCUAGUUUAUUCUAUUUCCCUCAUAAAAGUUUACGGUUGUCAAAGAAUCGAAAACAUUUUAAAAAGAACGCAUGUAAUAUGUCGCGAAUAGCCGGUUGGAAUGUGAUGCCUCUUGAACAAAACGUCUUCCAAAUUUACAACGGAAAAGAAGGACAUUUGAUUAAAUUUAAAUUUGAUAAUGUUGAAGAAAAGAACAGAUGGAUGGAGGCUACAAAAGCAGCUUGUGCUCAAGACAAUCAAGACGAGGAUUUAAUAGAUUUGUGCUAG